Molecule: messenger RNA, 1074 nt
Organism: Alternaria postmessia
Lineage: Eukaryota; Fungi; Ascomycota; Dothideomycetes; Pleosporales; Pleosporaceae
Exons: 4
Coding region: 1-1074 (357 amino acids)
Biological process (GO): protein retention in ER lumen; endoplasmic reticulum to Golgi vesicle-mediated transport
Cellular component (GO): endoplasmic reticulum; membrane; cis-Golgi network
Molecular function (GO): ER lumen protein retrieval receptor activity
Source: RefSeq, a predicted model, not a curated record
AUGGGGUUCAACCUCUUUCACAUCCUCGGCGACGUCUCGCAUACGUCAUCAAAGCUCAUACUGAUAUGGGCGAUACACUCAAACAGCAGUGCUGAGGGUGUCUCUCUCAUCACUCAAGUCCUCUAUGCGCUUGUCUUCGGCACGCGAUAUCUCGAUAUCUUCACUUCUUCGGCGACCAAGGAUGGCUGGCAUACGUGGAACUUCUCGUUGAAGAUCUUCUACACACUGUCAUCACUGUACAUCAUCUUUUUGAUGACGAGCGUAUACGCACGCACACGCGAACGCGAGAAGGCAUGGAAGUUUGGCAUGUACUGUCUGUUGGGUAGCGUACUCAUGACUCCGUUCUGGUACCUCAUCGUCAAGGAUACCCUUCUUGGGCAUAACGCCUUCCUCAAGGUCCUCUGGGUCUUCUCCGAAAUCCUCGAGUCCGUCUGCGUUAUCCCACAACUCCUCCUCCUCCGACAAACUACUGUGCCCACCGUCCUCGACUCUUUCUAUCUCGUCACACUCGGUACAUACCGCUUCCUCUAUGUCUUGAAUUGGAUCAUGCGUGGCGCCAAAGAACCCGGCUAUCGCGACCCUACGUCUUGGGUGUGGGGUACCAUACAGACAGCACUCAUAAUCGAUUUUGCGUGGGUGUACUGGACGCGACAGCGCGUGAAGCUUCGCCAUGGCGGCGUGGUAGAUUCGGAUGACCUCGGUCGCGGAUGGAUUGUUGGACGCUUCGUGAGCAGGAAGAGCAUGGAUUUCGACUACGACGAGGAGACUGCUGGACAGCGCAACGACACCACACAGCCCAAGAACAAGUGGGGCCGGAGAGGCAUCUCUGUGUCAGCAGACGAAGGUGUGGAAGGUGCGCCGAAGCGAACGACUCCAGAAAGAGCCAACGUGGACCCAGAAAGCCAACCGUUGGCCGACCCUGCCGCGUUCGAAGAUGAGAGCGAUGAUGAUGCGCCACCACCUGGUACUGCUACUUCAGUCGCUGAGCAGAGCGGUGUCAGGAGGGAUGAAUGGGACGACGAUUUGGACGAGGAUGCUACCGAACAUGAUGCAACCUCGAAAGCCAUCAGAUAA